AUGGUAGUAAAAGAGGAAGCUCUCGGAGCAAGAGAGGAAGUAAGAAGGGAGUUUCAGCGAGAAAAAUGGAAAGUUCUAGAAAAGGGAAUAGUCAGAGAAAGAUCAAAUCGAGUAGAGGGGAAGGUUCAAAUAGGGAUAAAGAGGGGUCUAGAAGAGACGGCUCCAGAAGAGAAGGCUCCAGAAGAGAAGGCUCCAGGAGAGAUGGCUCCAGAAGAGGCGAAGGAUCGAAGAGAGGAAGUCAGAGAAAAGUGA
This is a messenger RNA of Caenorhabditis remanei, 252 nucleotides long. RefSeq lists its product as uncharacterized. The record is from RefSeq and is a predicted model, not a curated record. The coding region runs from base 1 to 252 and encodes 83 amino acids. NCBI's taxonomy places the organism in Eukaryota, Metazoa, Nematoda, Chromadorea, Rhabditida, Rhabditidae. The transcript has a single exon.